Molecule: messenger RNA, 525 nt
Organism: Bufo bufo (common toad)
Lineage: Eukaryota; Metazoa; Chordata; Amphibia; Anura; Bufonidae
Product: gamma-crystallin M2-like
Exons: 2
Coding region: 1-525 (174 amino acids)
Biological process (GO): lens development in camera-type eye; visual perception
Molecular function (GO): structural constituent of eye lens
Source: RefSeq, a predicted model, not a curated record
AUGCAGAUAAUCUUGUACGAAGAGAAAAAUUUCCAGGGUCACCACUAUGAUUGUGUCAACGACUGCCCUAAUAUGAAUUCUUAUAUCAGGCGAUGUAAUUCUGUUCGAGUCAUAAGUGGUUCCUGGAUAGUAUAUGAAUGCACAAACUAUAAAGGAUAUCAGUAUUUUCUAAAACGAGGAGAGUAUCCAGAAUUUCAAGACUGGAUGGGAUUUAAUGAUUCCAUCAGAUCUUGUAUAGCUAUCCCACAAUAUAAAGGAUCUUACAGACUAAGGCUUUAUGAAAGAAAUAAUUUUGGGGGAAAAAUGUUGGAAGCAGUGGAUGACUGUCCUUCAGUUUUUGAUCGUUUUAACCACCAUGACAUCCAGUCCUGCAAUGUCUUUGAUGGUUACUGGAUUUUCUAUGAGCUUCCAAAUUAUAAGGGUCGUCAAUAUUGCUUGAGGCCUGGAGAGUACAGAAGGUUUAGUGACUGGGGUGCUCUUAAUGCUAGAGUUGGCUCCUUCAAGAAAAUUACAGAAUUUUCUUAG